AUUAACAUUGAACAUAUGGGUAGUUGUACAUCAAAUUUAAAUGCAGAGAAAGUUGGAAACAAAUCAAGAGUUAUAAACAUAGUUCACUCAAAUGAAAAAUUAGAACAGUUGAAAGAGCCAAUAAAAGCAUGGCAUAUUCUGUCUCAAAAUCCAAACCACUUCCUCUGUUCAUCAGAAUCCAUGUUUGUAGAUUCACCAAUGCUUCCAGUGAUUCCAACUCAAGAGCUUCAAUUUGAUCAUAUAUACUUCCUUCUCCCACUCUCCAAAUCACGUGUCUCUCUUUCUCUACAAGAUCUUUGCGCUCUAGCUAUCAAGGCUAACACAGCUCUUGCAAAAACUACUUCCAACUCAACACUUUCUGUUUCACAAACUAGAAAUUCCAAAACACACCCUAUUCUUUCAAAUCUUUCUCUUUGAUAU
This is a messenger RNA of Cicer arietinum (chickpea), 420 nucleotides long. RefSeq lists its product as uncharacterized. NCBI's taxonomy places the organism in Eukaryota, Viridiplantae, Streptophyta, Magnoliopsida, Fabales, Fabaceae. The record is from RefSeq and is a predicted model, not a curated record.